UUACUGCACAUAACAGAUACCCAGAAAUGUGGGCGCAGAUAAACAGAGAAUUCGCAGAUGAAUGGAAAAGUAAACUUGUUGGUAAGGAGAAAGAAGACCCACAAGAGGCCUUAGUUUUCUUCAUGAGAGCUGGUUUCAGAAACAGUCCCAAAUGGGGUAUGCUAUUUUGGGAAGGAGACCAAAUGGUAAGCUGGCAAGCCAAUGAUGGGAUAAAGAGUGCUGUCACUGGCCUUUUAAGCAGUGGACUUUCAGGGUAUGCUUUUAAUCACAGUGAUAUAGGAGGGUACUGUGCAGUAAAUUUACCGUUCAUCAAGUACCGAAGAAGUGAGGAACUGCUUCUACGAUGGAUGGAGUUAAAUGCUUUUACCACUGUUUUCAGAACCCAUGAAGGAAACAAACCUACCUACAACAGCCAAUUCUACUCGAACGACCGAACAUUGUCUCAGUUUGCUCGCUUUGCCAAGGUCUAUUGUGCUUGGAAGUUCUACAGAAUCCAACUUGUGAAGGAAGCCGCUCAAAGGGGCCUGCCCGUAUGCCGCCACCUAUUUGUUCACUACCCAGAAGAUGAGUAUGUGCUCACAUUGGGUCACCAGCAGUUUUUGGUUGGUUCUGAGAUCCUAGUUGUGCCUGUCCUUGACAAAGGCAAGAACAAUGUCAAAGCCUACUUUCCUUUGGGAGAAAGUUCUUCAUGGCAACAUAUAUGGACAGGGGAGAUAUAUGCUAAACCCGGCUGCGAAAUUAAAGUAGACGCUCCAGUUGCCUAUCCUGCUGUCUUUAUCAAGGUUGGCUCCGUUGUUGGGGAAACCUUCAUUAGAAACCUGAAAUCUUUUAACAUUCUUUAAGAAAGCGACCCUUAAAACUGUGGGUUGCUUACUCCUUCAUUGAAUUUUAAUCUAGAUUACAUUUCUUCCACC
Molecule: messenger RNA, 914 nt
Organism: Cucurbita pepo subsp. pepo (vegetable marrow)
Lineage: Eukaryota; Viridiplantae; Streptophyta; Magnoliopsida; Cucurbitales; Cucurbitaceae
Source: RefSeq, a predicted model, not a curated record